AUGGCAAUCAAGCUGAAGAAAUAUGUUGUAGUUAUAUUUCUAGUACUUGCACUCAUAGUUCAUAAUUCUGCUUUAUCUCCAUCAAAGGAUAAGCUUAAGAAAAACCCAAAAAAAGAUAAGCCUGCUCACGGCAGCAACAAAGCAGACGGUUCAAACCAUGAUGGAGGGUGGAAAUACAAUUGUGAGUGCGACUCAGCUCCUGAUGGAAGUUGGAGUUACCACUGGGGCACAGGCUCGGGGCCUGAUGGAAGCAGUUUCGGCUUUGGGUCAGGCUCAGGGCGAAGCCCUGAUGGCGGGGGUGCGGGAUUUGGCUUUGGUUUUGGCAGCUCAACUGGUUCUGGCGGUGGAAGCUCCGAGUCAUAUGGAGGUGGCACCGGUUAUGGAUUUGGAAGCGGUGAUGGCGUUGGCAGCAAUUCUGGUAAUAAGGCUACAGGGAAUAACAUGUUCAUACCUGGUGUUCAAGGUACCCCUAAGGCUCUUGACGUUGAAAAUGAUUCGGAAAAGAACUCCUGA
Hevea brasiliensis (rubber tree) is the source of this 513-nucleotide messenger RNA. RefSeq lists its product as uncharacterized. The transcript has a single exon. Lineage: Eukaryota; Viridiplantae; Streptophyta; Magnoliopsida; Malpighiales; Euphorbiaceae. Bases 1 to 513 code for a protein of 170 amino acids. The record is from RefSeq and is a predicted model, not a curated record.